AUGAAGGAGUCGCUCGUGCUUGUGGCCCUUUUUGGGACAAUGGGCUACGCCCUGGCUGGAAUAACUCUCGCUGAUGUGCGGGCAGCAGAGUGGGACUCUUACAAAUUGGAAUUCAACAAGAAUUACGAAGACGAGUCGGAGGAUCGUCUGCGUAUGCAGGUAUUCCAGGCCAACAAGCAGAUUAUUGAUGCACACAAUGAACGCUGGGCCGCAGGCGAGGAGAGCUACGAGAUGGGAGUCAAUCACUUUACUGAUUUGCUAGAAAAAGAGUUUGAUGAGCUAAUUACUGGCAAUGACGGCAGCCGCGAUGAUGAGGAAGCGGACGAAGACACCUCCGAUGUGGAGCUCAACUCCGAGCCGCACCCAUAUGACGUCGACUGGCGGAAAUUGGGCGCAGUCACUCCUGUGCAGCACCAGGGCCACUUUAACAACUCGUGGGCUUUUGCGGCAGCCGGUGCCGUGGAAAGCAGAAAAUUUGUGGCCUCUGGAAGAUUGGUGAAAUUGUCGAAGCAGAACCUGGUCGACUGCUGCCGCACCAAACACAAGCGCACAUUCAAUGCGCUAAAGUGCAUUAAGAGGAAGCGCGGCAUUGAUACGGAGGCAUCCUAUCCUUACCGAGGCCCGGCUGGCCGUUGCCGUUUCAAAAAGAAGCUCGUCGGUGCGAAAAUUCGCAGGCACCUGCAGAGCCCUCUGGGCAAUGAGUUGGCCCUGGCCCACAAUGUCGCCGCCGGUCCGGUUGCCGCUGUGAUUUCUCGGGAUGCGCUACGGUUCUAUAAGAGCGGCGUUUACCACAACACGAGUUGCAGCAAGGCCCCAGACUAUGCUGUGCUCAUUGUCGGCUAUGGGCAUUGUGAAAACUAUGGAGACUAUUGGCUACUGAAAACCUCACUGGGCGCUACUUGGGGAGAACAGGGCUAUCUGAGGCUGGCGCGCAAUCGGCAUAAUAUCUGCGGUAUUGCAAGCAGGGCUUACUAUCCAGUUAUAAAGUGCACUGAAAUCAAAAUGAAGGCAGCGUUUGUGAUUGUAGCUCUUCUGGGAGUUGCUGCAUGCACACUGGGCGGGGCAACCUACUCCGAGCAACCGAAUAGGGAGUGGGACGACUUUAAAUUCCAGUUUGAUAAGAUCUAUGGCGACGAGUCGGAGGAGCAGCUGCGCAUGCUGAUCUUUCAGGAUAAUAAUAAAAUUAUUGACGCACACAACGAGCGUUGGGCCGCAGGCGAGGAGAGCUACGAGAUGGGUGUGAAUCAGUUCACCGAUAUGUUGCCCUCGGAGAUCAGCAAGGGUUUUGCAAACAACGAUGAUGAGCACCCUAUUGAAGACCUAGAGCCUGAGCCCAAUGACUAUUUGAACGAAGUUGGGGACCUUGAUCUCGACAUGCCCGUAAAAGUCAACUGGACGCAAUUGGGGGCCGUCACUCCUGUUAUGAACCAGGGACAUUUCAACAACUCGUGGGCCUUCGCUGCGGCUGGAGUUGUGGAGAGUCAUCAGUUCAUUAAAUCUGGAAGAUUGGUUGCCCUUUCUAAACAGAAUCUCGUUGACUGCUGCGGCAAACAUAACAAACUGACGGUGAACGCUCUGAUAUGCAUCAAGAGGAUGCGAGGCAUUGACACUGAGGCUUCUUAUCCGUACCGAGGCAUCACAGGAAAGUGUCAAUUCCAACGGAAACUUAUUGGAGCCAAAGUCAAAAAGAUUAUCCAAGUUCGGCCCGGCAAUGAAAACGAAUUGGCCUACAACGUGGCCAAAGGCCCGAUUGCUGCCGUCAUUCCUCAGGCUGCAAUUAUUAACUACAAGAGCGGCGUGUUCCAUAAUUCCCAUUGUGGCCAGAGUCCAGAUUUUGCUGUGCUUAUUGUCGGCUUUGGCACUUGCAAGAACUUCGGCGACUAUUGGAUUAUCAAGACCUCAUUGGGCUCUACUUGGGGAGAGAAGGGCUACAUGAGACUGGCACGCAACAAGCAGAAUCUUUGCGGCAUUACCAACAGAGCUUACUAUCCCGCGCUUUACUAGACGCUUUUCUCCAUUAUGACCACAUUUGUUUUUAUCUUUUCAAUAUUUCUUACAGUAAAUAAUAAUCAAUAAAAAAA
Messenger RNA from Drosophila virilis, 2081 nucleotides. RefSeq lists its product as uncharacterized. NCBI's taxonomy places the organism in Eukaryota, Metazoa, Arthropoda, Insecta, Diptera, Drosophilidae. Gene Ontology annotation, biological process: positive regulation of apoptotic signaling pathway; immune response; positive regulation of peptidase activity. Gene Ontology annotation, cellular component: lysosome. Gene Ontology annotation, molecular function: cysteine-type endopeptidase activity; cysteine-type endopeptidase activator activity involved in apoptotic process. The record is from RefSeq and is a predicted model, not a curated record.